AUGCGGCGUCUCGCCCGAGUGCCUGCAGCCGCGGAGCCGGAAGUGCUUGCGGUGGUUGCCGAGUUGGCCCGACGACUCGACGAGCGCAGUGCCGACAUCGCGCGUGAGAUGGCCUUCAUGAUGGCUCACGAAAUCGACCAAUUGGAUGCAGACGCCAAAUUGCUCGAAAUGCCGGCGCCAGCGUGCAGGGAAACAUCACGACGAUCAUCCACGUAUUGGCCAACGACAUUCCGAUCGACCAUCUCCAACCGACUACUGCCGCAGUGGAAUACGCUCUGCGUCUGGCGCAGCGGGACGUUCCGUCCAACUCUCUCGUUCGGGCCUACCACAUGGGCCAAGGCGAUC
Mesorhabditis spiculigera is the source of this 345-nucleotide messenger RNA. Lineage: Eukaryota; Metazoa; Nematoda; Chromadorea; Rhabditida; Rhabditidae. The record is from the annotation of a GenBank genome assembly.